AUGGCUGACGUGUGUGCUGCGUUGAGGACCAAGAAUAAUCCGACUGGCUGCGCUGAAGAAUUCCAUCGAGAGAGAGGUCAGUGCGUCAUGUUAAAAAUGAAUAUCACUGGUAGUUCCCGUCGGCUAACUGCACGCGCUCUGCCAGAUAUGGUGCACGACGAGUACAUCGGACAGAGGACUCACCAGCAAGGCACUUUAUCCUGCUACCCUAGACGGCUACACAGGCUGGAGAAUAGACCCACCUAAUAUGACAAGCUCCUCAAACGAACGUCUCGCUAGCCGAGAAGAGUCCUUC
Messenger RNA from Laetiporus sulphureus 93-53, 295 nucleotides. RefSeq lists its product as uncharacterized. The transcript has 3 exons. The record is from RefSeq and is a predicted model, not a curated record. NCBI's taxonomy places the organism in Eukaryota, Fungi, Basidiomycota, Agaricomycetes, Polyporales, Laetiporaceae. The coding region runs from base 1 to 246 and encodes 81 amino acids.